UGUGUCAGGCUGUAACCAGUGUCCUGUGUUCAGAGUGCAUUUUGUUCUCUGUACAAAGUCUCACACUGUGAUUAGAUUGUGUAGUGUUCUCUAUUUUACAGGGAAAGACGGUCAGAGUCUUCUGUUUCAGGGGCAGCCAUGUGGCUCCUGUCGUCCUCUUUGCUUUUCUCCGUCCUGCUGCAAACACUGUCUGCACAGGAGGAAGAUUGGAAAACAGCCACAUCUAUUUAUGACUUCAGUGCCAGGGAUAUAGAUGGGAAUGAAAUUUCUCUGGAAAAAUACAGAGGUCAGGUGGUUAUCAUCACCAACGUCGCCACCAAUUGAGCCAAAGCCCCAAUAAACUACUCUCAGUUUGUACAGAUGCACACCAAGUACGCUGAGAGAGGUUUAUCCAUCCUGGCUUUCCCAUGCAACCAGUUUGGCAACCAGGAGCCUGGUACACAUGCAGAUAUUAAAAGGUAUGCUCAAUCCUACAAUGCACAAUUUGACAUGUUCAGCAAGGUCAGGGUCAACGGACCAGAAGCUCAUCCCCUGUGGAAAUGGUUGAAGGAGCAACCUAAUGGCAGAGGAUUCCUAGGAAAUGGAAUCAAGUGGAAUUUUACCAAGUUCCUCAUUGACCGUCAAGGCCAGGUCGUGAAGAGAUUCUCACCUAUGGAUGAUCCGAUUGUGAUCGAAGUUGAUUUAAUGAAAUAUCUGUAAACCCUGCAUUUAAUUUCAUCUUCAGUCAGUUCCAUUCCCAGUCCUCUCCUGUGGCCUGCUGGGAGUCAGUGGUGUCUUCCCAUAGUUUUAUGAAGGUUUGUCUUAAAACCCACCCUGUGGAAAGGACAAACCUGAAGUAUUCGGUGUGCGACUCGUCAUGGGAAGAUCACUGGGACACAGACAGGAGACACAGACUUUUACACUUACACUCAGAAAUGAUUCAGUGUGUUCCUCAUUCUGAAACUUAAUAAAGAUUUAAUAUCACUUCA
Molecule: messenger RNA, 968 nt
Organism: Silurus meridionalis
Lineage: Eukaryota; Metazoa; Chordata; Actinopteri; Siluriformes; Siluridae
Gene: gpx4a
Product: glutathione peroxidase 4a
Exons: 7
Biological process (GO): response to oxidative stress
Molecular function (GO): glutathione peroxidase activity
Source: RefSeq, a predicted model, not a curated record